GUACAUAUUUUUAAACUGAACUAAAUAGUCUUGAAAACCUAAAGGGUGGCGCUGUUUUGUUAGUAAAAUGCCAGAAUAAGCGCCAUGACAGUGAAUCGUUGUCGUGGGGGCAGAUCGUUGAACAACCGGACAGCUCGGUGGUGCUGAAUCUCCACUACGAAACCUGCUCACCCUUUUCAGCGACGAAAUAUCCUUGGGAUUAAAAUUGUGAGAAUAUGUUCGGGAUUAAGACCGUAACAGCAAAAAUCGAUAUUUCUGGAAACGUACGUCAUUUCCUUUGAAGUGCAAUAAACCGGCACACAACAAUGGAGUCCUUUGUAACAAUGCAGUCUUGUAAAAGGUACGUGCUGCUCGUUAUUCUUUUUUUUUUCGUUCGUAACACAUUGACUUCAGUGACUCAUUAUUCAAUACCUGAGGAGAUGAAAGAAGGAUCAGUUGUAGCAAACCUUGCUACCGAUCUCAGUCUGGAUGUUAAAACACUGAACCAGAGGAAGAUGCGUCUUGACAUCAUUGCAAACAAGAAAUAUCUGGAUGUGAACAAAGAGACUGGUGAACUGUAUGUUGUUGAAAAGAUUGACCGGGAAAAUAUUUGCAAUACCAAGUCAUCAGCGUCUUGUUAUCUCAGACUGGAGGUAAUACUAGAAAACCCAGUACGAAUUUUUAACAUAGAAGUAGAAAUAUCGGAUAUGAACGACAACGCCCCUCAGUUUCGAAGAGACGUCAUUCAUUUAGAUAUAUCUGAAGCCGCGUUAAAAGGAGAGAGAUUCUCUCUCAGUAAUGCAGUUGAUCCUGAUGUUGGAAUAAAUUCAGUGAAAACGUACCAUCUGAGUGAAAGUGAACAUUUUAAUAUUGAAGUUCAGACUGGCAGAGAAGGGUCGAAGUUUGCAGAUUUAAUCUUAACAAAGACUUUAGAUCGAGAGCAGCAUGCUGUUCAUAAUUUAAUACUCACAGCUGUAGAUGGAGGAACACCUGCUCGUUCUGGCACUGCAAGUGUUAUUGUUCAUGUUUUAGACACAAAUGACAACACUCCUACUUUUGUCAAAUUAAACUACAAUUUAAAAAUAAUGGAAAAUUCUCCUAUUGGAAGCCUUGUUGUUCAUCUCAAUGCAACAGAUUUAGAUGAAGGGUCAAAUUCCGAUAUUACGUAUUCAUAUAGUUUAUAUACGUCGGAGAAAACACAGGACACAUUUAAUCUGAAUCCUUCUAGUGGUGAAAUUACCGUUAAAGGAAUGCUAAACUAUGAGGAUUUCAGGAUUUAUGAUAUGGAAGUUAUAGCAACUGAUAAAGGAGCGAGUGCAUUAUCAGGACAAUGUACUAUAAAGAUUCUGGUUGAAGACAUGAAU
This is a messenger RNA of Anarrhichthys ocellatus (wolf-eel), 1343 nucleotides long. RefSeq names its product protocadherin alpha-C2-like. Gene Ontology annotation, molecular function: calcium ion binding. The annotation marks the transcript as partial. Gene Ontology annotation, cellular component: plasma membrane. The transcript has a single exon. The record is from RefSeq and is a predicted model, not a curated record. NCBI's taxonomy places the organism in Eukaryota, Metazoa, Chordata, Actinopteri, Perciformes, Anarhichadidae. Gene Ontology annotation, biological process: homophilic cell-cell adhesion.